AUGCUCUUCAAGCAGUCCAUCAUCGCCGCUGUCAUGGCCUCAGCCUCGUUGGUUCUGGCACUGCCGGCGCCCAACGCGAUCAACCUCUCGGUCCGGGAUGAGGACUCCGACGCGGAUUAUUACAAGCGUUCAACAUUUGAGACGUUUGUUUGCAAGCGCAAUGACAACCAAUCUCUGAGCUGCCUCCGCAAGAAGAGUGACGGCGGGGACGAGUCCAAGUCUGCCAACGUUUAA
Chaetomium globosum CBS 148.51 is the source of this 234-nucleotide messenger RNA. RefSeq lists its product as uncharacterized. The transcript has 2 exons. NCBI's taxonomy places the organism in Eukaryota, Fungi, Ascomycota, Sordariomycetes, Sordariales, Chaetomiaceae. The coding region runs from base 1 to 234 and encodes 77 amino acids. The record is from RefSeq and is a predicted model, not a curated record.